AUGUCGGGUGAAUAUUUGAUGAAGACCGACCAAUCGGGGCAAAGUGGGCAAUCGGGUCUCGGUACCCCAGAUUUACAGGAUAACCGUGUUCCUCCAGCUUCCAACGUUAGUUCGCCAACACCAACCUCGGUAUCGCCCGGAUCGGACUCUGGCAAGGACGGAAGAAAGAAAAGACGCAAAGUGGCCAUUGCCUGUGUCUUCUGCAGGAGGUCGCAUAUGAUAUGCGAUAGUGCUCGUCCUUGUUCUAGAUGUGUUAAGAGAAAGAUCGGACACCUGUGUCAUUACGAGCCUGCCAGCUUCAAGCAGGAGAAACAGCUUUCGAAGCUGAAACCAGAAGAUUCACUUUUCAGCGAUAAUAGAAGCCCGUACCCUGCAGUGACGUCUGCUAGCAACGCAGGCUCGCCGACUGUGGUUUCGCAUAAUACCUCAUCCAACACUCCGCUGGAUAGAGGCUUUGCGGAGUUGGAGUACAGUUUUGGAAAUGGUACGAAUAAUGGCCUGGGUACGGGCUAUCGUCAAGAUGGAGGCCAACAGGCCCAGCUGGGUUAUGGUGAGUUUCAGGAACCAUUUACCAAUAAGACCAACAGUGUUGGAUCUCUCAACCAACAGCCUUUCUUCUUCUCCGAGCACGCAGGUAGCGAGUUCAGUUCUUUGAACGAGUUCCUUUCCAUGAUUGAUGAUUCUGAUAUGAUCAAUACCUUGAAUUAUAACGACGAUCCGGCUUUGCAAAACUUGGACGGUGUUUCUCAAAUCAGUGCCUUGAACUCUGUCACCAAUCUUCAAGCUCAAGCCCCCAAAAAUGGAUUUUCCAAUGGCCAGUCACAACAGUCAACUCCAUCGAUGUUCAGUGGCAUCAAUAUGCCCUCCCUUUCUGCGCAGAUAUCUUCUUUCCCAUCUACGGAUGCGGUUCCACAGAUCAGCGCGACGCCAGAAAGACCAGCCCCCAAGACCGAACGGGCCAAAUCUACUUCACAGCAACAGCAACCAGUCAUCUCAGACAGCGCGCGUGAUAAGUUCUUCCUGACUGCUGCUGAUCCUACGACGGAGAUUUCACCCGAAGAACGACUGAAACAGGUGAUCAAGGCCAAAUUGGAUGCCGGCCUUUUGAAGCCUUACAACUACGCAAAGGGAUAUGCGAGAUUACAAACAUACAUGGACACGUAUAUGAAUGCUUCGUCCAGGCAGCGAAUCCUAAAACCUCUCUCUACGUUCAGACCAGGCUUUCGAGCCGUUGCAAAGACAUUGAAGGAUAUAGACCUGAUUCUGGUGGAGGAGAACUUUGAGAGAAUGUUACUUGACUAUGACAGAGUGUUCACCUCCAUGGCAAUUCCAGCAUGUCUUUGGCGUAGAACUGGCGAGAUUUACCGAGGGAACAAAGAGUUUGCUUCCCUGGUGGAAGUGUCCAUCGAUGAUCUCAAAAAUGGCAAAUUAACUAUCUACGAGGUGAUGACCGAAGAAAGUAGUGUCAACUUCUGGGAGAAGUACGGGUCAAUUGCGUUCGACAAAACACAGAAGGCUGUGCUGACGAGUUGCAAUUUGCGAACGAGAGAUGGAAGAAAAAGGAAAAGUUGUUGCUUCAGUUUCACCAUUAGGAGGGAUCGCUACAAUAUUCCAAGCUGCAUUGUGGGAAAUUUCAUUCCGGUGUCACAGUAA
Kuraishia capsulata CBS 1993 is the source of this 1653-nucleotide messenger RNA. RefSeq lists its product as uncharacterized. Bases 1 to 1653 code for a protein of 550 amino acids. The record is from RefSeq and is a predicted model, not a curated record. The transcript has a single exon. NCBI's taxonomy places the organism in Eukaryota, Fungi, Ascomycota, Pichiomycetes, Pichiales, Pichiaceae. Gene Ontology annotation, biological process: regulation of DNA-templated transcription. Gene Ontology annotation, molecular function: RNA polymerase II transcription regulatory region sequence-specific DNA binding; DNA-binding transcription factor activity, RNA polymerase II-specific; zinc ion binding. Gene Ontology annotation, cellular component: nucleus.